AGCUAUGGCGGCGCCCACUGAUCGAUUUUGCGUUAAAUUUCCAACAACAACAAUGAAUUUCCUCUGUUAUUAGACUGUGUGUGUGAGAAAGGCAGUGCAGACAUGACGAGGUUUGCGAGAGGAGGAACGGGGAAUAAGAAGAAGCCAGAAGAGGCGACGCCAUGGAGCCAGCUGAAGCCGCGGCAGUCUGGCAAAUCAGGGAAAAACAAGAACAGUCACCACAAAACUGUUCCAGUCGGAACAACUAGCUCUGCUUCGAAUUCUGGCGGCCGCGUUGAGAAACGGCAGAAAAACAAGAACUCUGGACACGAAGGCCUGGAUAAGGAGUUACAGGAAGUCUUGACCAAGGCGAAAAGGAGCGAAAAAAGGAGGUUAAAGAGAAUCAAGAAGAAAACUUUGUCGAAGGUGUGUUACCAGUGUCGUGAGCCCGGACACGGCAUGUCGGAGUGCCCAGCGAUGACGGCAGAUGUAGAGCAGGGAACAGGCAUCUGCUUCAGGUGUGGCUCCACCGAACACAAGUCUGCUAAAUGUACUGCCAGGAACAUUCCAGAACAAACAGGAAAAAGGGACCUCCCGUUUGCGAAGUGCUUCAUCUGUGGGGAGAGCGGUCACCUGUCCAAGUCCUGUCCGGACAAUCCUCGGGGCCUGUACCCAAACGGAGGCUGCUGUAAACAUUGUGGGUCUGUGGAGCAUCACCAGUGGCAGUGUCCCACCAACAAGUCUUUAGGAGGGUCAGAGGUCAUACAGGUCGGCACCAUGGACAGCCACUCCAGCGCUGACCUGGAGGUCAUCCCCAGGGCAAAGGUCAAGGGUCAACCCCCAACAAGAAAAGGACCCAAAAUUGUCAAGUUUUAGCCUUAUUUAAUGAAAGGUUGCCUGGCACUGAUGCAGCAUUUCGGAUGGACUCAGAAUAACAUCAAUGGGGAUUUAUUAUGUGUACAGAGAGUAGCCUCC
Branchiostoma belcheri (Belcher's lancelet) is the source of this 954-nucleotide messenger RNA. Its product is annotated as zinc finger CCHC domain-containing protein 9-like. NCBI's taxonomy places the organism in Eukaryota, Metazoa, Chordata, Leptocardii, Amphioxiformes, Branchiostomatidae. The record is from RefSeq and is a predicted model, not a curated record. Bases 103 to 855 code for a protein of 250 amino acids. The transcript has 5 exons. Gene Ontology annotation, molecular function: nucleic acid binding; zinc ion binding.